GACACUCAAUCAGCUGUUCAGUAGAUUGUUUAUUAAAUAAUUUUGUUGAACGUUAUCAGCGGAGUUCUUGUGGGUUUCAAAAAUUCAGUAAUAGAACACCGCCCCAAAAGAAUAUUAAACACAUGAAACAAUAUCAUGCCGACAUCGAUAGAAGAUUUACCAGAAGAGAUGCUGCUAAAAAUAUUCUCCCACCUGGAGCUGGAUGAUCGCAAAACCGCGGGAACGGUUUGCCGUCGGUGGUCCACACUAGCACUCCGCUGCACGGAUCUUCAGCUAGAGGUGGAUUUUCGUGGACCCGAUGGCGAGGACGUGUACCACCGCGUUCUACUGGCAAGUUCGCGACCUUACAAACACUUGGUUUUCUAUUUCGGUUACGAUUACGCAAAAUGUGAACUCUUGCUUCACAUUUUGGCCAGAUUUGCUUCGACCGUGGACACACUGAAACUGCUGCCGAACAAUUUCGUUCCGGUUGAAAUCGAAUUCCUAGCCAAAAUAGUGGCACUCUGUCCGAAUUUAAAGCGUCUGCACGUUGACGCAUGUACGUUUCAGAACCAGUCCGAUGUCGAAGUAAAAAUUCCGCCGAUGAACCAUUUGUCCGACUUGUACCUGGAAAACAAUCUGCUGGAUUUACGAGAAUUUGACUUUCGAGAUGUGACACCGAACAUCACAGGUUUGCAUCUACAAAUUGGCUACUACUCACAACGUCCUCAGCAAUUUUUGCAGCAUAUUGGGCCUCGUCUAAAAGAAUUAGAGGUUUGGUUUCUCACUGAGGAUCAUUUUCCCAGCGUUUGCGGAAUGAACUUCCCGCUGCUAGAAAAAGUCAACUUUUACUGCGUUGAUUCCAGUUUCGAUGACUGCCAUACGAUCGAACAGUUGGCGAGGUUCUUCCAACAAUGCAGCAAACUAAAAGAAGCAACCCUGCGAUGCAAUGUCAACGAACUUGUGCUGGGAAGUAUGUCACAGCUUUGUGCGAAUCUACAGAGUCUGUGCCUCAGUAUCGAGGAACUGUCCGAGGAAUGUUUUCUAUAUCUUAGCGAACUGCGUAGUUUGAAGCGACUCAGAAUAGAGGACGCAAGGAUCCAUGCUCCCGAUCCGAACUUUUGUCGUCCUUUCAAGAAGCUGGUGAUGCUUACACUUUACUCGGUUCAGAUCGAUGAUCCAAGCAAAUUCAAUAGGUUUGCAUGCAUUUCGUUUCCCGUGCUUGCCACGCUGGAACUUUUGCACGUUUGCUGUGGUAUGAAUCAGGCGACAAUGUUCAAAUUUCACAGCAUCAUUUGCUCCAGUCUGCUGUAUCUGGAACGGUUGGUUUUACACGAAUCGGAAAAAUUCCUGGAUCUGGAUCUGUUCUUUUACUUUGCCACCCUCACUAAGCUGCGCGAGUUAAGGCUAAAAUUUCGUGGUCUGACUGACUACAUCUGUCCGUAUGACACGAAUCUAGUUUUCGUUCGGAAUUUAAUACUCGAUGUUGUACUGAUAAACGACGCCUGUCUGCUCAAGCUGCUGGAACUUUUGCCGGAGGUGAAACGGCUGCAGCUUUCCAGCGUGAACGGUUGCUCGGCGGAUGGAAUCCGGGCGGCCAGGGAGCGGCUGCCACUGUGUGAUAUUAGUGUUAAGCGAAGAGUGCGCAUCGAAGAGCGUUUGUGUUAGCAAACAGCUGUGCCGUUUUUUAUUCUGGUCUUUACGAAGUUCUGCGAACGCUUACAGGAUGUUGAAUUAAUUUGGAAUACAUUUUAGUUAAAAAAUGAA
Molecule: messenger RNA, 1746 nt
Organism: Topomyia yanbarensis
Lineage: Eukaryota; Metazoa; Arthropoda; Insecta; Diptera; Culicidae
Exons: 5
Coding region: 136-1647 (503 amino acids)
Biological process (GO): SCF-dependent proteasomal ubiquitin-dependent protein catabolic process
Cellular component (GO): SCF ubiquitin ligase complex
Molecular function (GO): protein binding
Source: RefSeq, a predicted model, not a curated record